CGCUGCCGGGAUACCAUGCUCCGAUUUGUGCACAUGUGGUUGGAUGGUGCCUUGCAUCAACAAGCAAGAAUGCCAGCCUCCCAUGCCGAUCGACGUAGAUAUGGAUGAACCCGCCGAAAGAGAAGUCCUGCAGUUCGCCCGAGAGAACCUGCUUGACAGCGAAGAUGAUUGGCAGCCUGAAGAAAGGCGUGGCAUGCCACCUCCAUCCACAAACCGGAAGACUAGUAGGGGCAAAAAGAGACUUGACAUGGACAAUGAGAUGGAAGUAGAUGCUGACACCCGUCACACCACCCCACUUGUGCACAACUCCUCUCAGAAGAGAAAGAAGAAGGGUGCAACAGCUGCUCGGGUCCGCAGAAGGCUUGAGGUUGACCAGGUUCGAGUACAGACUGACAUGUUACUUGUGAGCGAAGAUGAAGGGCAAAUGGUGCAGACGACAUCGAGAAGACAAAUUGUACGACCAAGGUCCACUCCACGUCAGGCUGUCGGUGCACCAGAUGGUCCACCUAUGGUGACAUCGCACCAUCAAGCGGUCAAGGAUUUUGCUGCAACUCUCAGUAUGACACAGCUCCAGACCAUAGUAACCGAGCUGCUGUUCAGAGAUCAGGGAUCAUUUGAGGAUUAUCUCCAUGGAUACAGACCAUGUGAUAAUCCGCCAAGUCAACCACAGCCAGAGGACCUACCAAGAUGGUGUAGAUGUGGCAACUGCCGACCCAUGCUUACUUACUUACUUACUUACUUUGGAGAUUUAACGUGCGCUUUCCGACUGAUGCGUAUUUCGUACACGGGCCCGGCCAGGCCAUUUAAUGUGUUUCCGAAAGGGGCGAAAGUGGUGUGUGCAACCCAAGAGGGGGCUUUAGGGGUUGCUUAUAUAGAAUUUGGGAAUUUUGAGAUUUGGAAUAGACCCAUGCCGUAAGCACAGGAAAAUAAUUGCUGCUGGCAGACUGGCUCCUCCCAGUGUGUCGUGAACACGCCAAACUUCUACACUGUGAUCACACCUGCUAUAUUGGA
Haliotis rufescens (red abalone) is the source of this 1011-nucleotide messenger RNA. RefSeq lists its product as uncharacterized. The record is from RefSeq and is a predicted model, not a curated record. The transcript has 5 exons. The coding region runs from base 44 to 916 and encodes 290 amino acids. Lineage: Eukaryota; Metazoa; Mollusca; Gastropoda; Lepetellida; Haliotidae.